AUGCACUUCUCCAAAGUCUCCCAGCUCAUGGCCUUGUUGGCCAUCGCCGCCCCGGUUCUAGCCGCGCCUCGGGAUCCGUACAACGCCGAGGGCCCUCGUCACCACGUUCCAACCCAACCACCCUCUCCCGUUCAAACUCAAGGCUGCGGAACCGGGGGACAGCACCAGAGGGUCCGCGCCCGGGCGCUAGAGCCCAUCGAUCUCGCCGGUGCCACUGAGCCUGUAAACCCCCCGCCUGUGGCGCUGCUCGGGAAACUCAGGCCCGUGAAGGUCAAGAGCUUCAAGGGCCCGAAGACACCAUCCAGCGAGCCCGAGAUCGCGAAGGUCGGCAGCCCCAAGAGCUUGAAGGGGCCAUCCAGCGAGCCCAAGACGACAACGCAGCAGAACUAG
Messenger RNA from Pyricularia pennisetigena, 390 nucleotides. RefSeq lists its product as uncharacterized. The coding region runs from base 1 to 390 and encodes 129 amino acids. The transcript has a single exon. NCBI's taxonomy places the organism in Eukaryota, Fungi, Ascomycota, Sordariomycetes, Magnaporthales, Pyriculariaceae. The record is from RefSeq and is a predicted model, not a curated record.